This is a messenger RNA of Saccostrea cuccullata (small rock oyster), 5768 nucleotides long. RefSeq names its product ubiquitin-associated protein 1-like. The transcript is spliced from 9 exons. Gene Ontology annotation, biological process: ubiquitin-dependent protein catabolic process via the multivesicular body sorting pathway. Gene Ontology annotation, molecular function: ubiquitin binding. Bases 127 to 1890 code for a protein of 587 amino acids. The record is from RefSeq and is a predicted model, not a curated record. NCBI's taxonomy places the organism in Eukaryota, Metazoa, Mollusca, Bivalvia, Ostreida, Ostreidae. Gene Ontology annotation, cellular component: ESCRT I complex.
CAUCACGAACAUGGCAGAAAAAUAUAUAGGAAAUAUAAUCAGUUAAUUCAUUUGAUGCCAUUUGGCCAUAAAUCAGCUUUGUUAUCGUACUUAUUUAAAGUAGCAAAAAAGAUGCUGAUCUAAAGAAUGGACAGAAAUUUUCAAAGACAAGACAGUGUUGCAUAUAGUUCCAGUCACUCAAGUUUGGAUGGCGUACCAUUUAAAAUUGGACCAAAAUUUACACAGAAACACAAGAUUAUCAGCCCAAGAGAUUUAAAGAGUUUGAGAACACAUGCAGUGGAGGAAGAGUAUGACUUUUCCUUGGAGGAGGGAGUCCUGAAAUGGGCCAAUGAGAGACAAAAGCAACUGGCUGCUCAGCAACGAGCAGAGGAAGAACGUAGAGUGAGAGCCCAGCUGGAGGCUGAGGAUAAAAGCUGUGAUUCUGAUCAAUCAGACCAUGAGUAUGAGAACGAUGGGUGGGAAAACAACAAGGCCACCUCUCCAGCUGUAGCAGUGGCACAGGCUCCAGCCAGGCCUGUACUGCCAGCUAUUUCUAACGACAUACUGACACCUGUAGAUGUCUCAAGUCAAAAUGACUCAACCAACCAAAAUGAUUCUGAUCCACAGAAACCUGUGGAUUUUUCAUUGUUUGAAAAAGAGGAUGAUCCCUUUGAUCGAUUUGAGAGGUUGACUCUGAAUGACUUAACUGAGUUGAAAAGUGUGUUUGACAAUAGUGGUAGUGCAAAAGAAACAAGUGGAGGGGCAAAGAAACCAGAAACUGUGUAUGAAAACACAAAGAUUUUGAACAAUCCUCCCAAUGGUGUUGUGACGUCAAGCUCCUCUAAAAAUUCAGUGACUAACAAAGUGGAUGGAGGGGAUUAUGUUGAGUUGGAUGUAACAAAGAAGCCAGAACGACCCAGUGGAAAUGUCAAAAAUAAAAUAGUUAGAAAGCAAAAGACUUACAAGGGCAAAAUCAUACCCCCAGUUCCUCCACGACCAAGCCUGGCUGCCAAGAACCCCCUGCCACCCAUUGGUGGUCCAGCAAUUAGUGGCACCGCAAAAUCAACAAAUUCCUUUGAGCAAGAUGUACCUGAUGGAACUCAUGAAAAACCUAUGUGCAAAAGUGAAUUCCAAUCGAAAACUUAUGAAAAUGUGAGUGUCAUGAGUGAUCAACAGUCUGUUAGUUUUUCAAAGGCGCCAAGUUUUGGCCUUGUUAAUGAUACUGAUGGCUCAUCACAAAGUACUAAUCCAUUCCUACCUACAAAUCAACCGUCAAAGGAGACAGCAUCUAAAAACUCUAAAGCAUAUGUAAACGUGGCUCCUGUUAAACCGUUCGGGGUUCCUCAGCCUGGGAUGACCAAUAGUUUACCAGAUCCAUCAAAUAACCCGAGUCAAGAUUUACCCCUCCCUCUCACAAUCUCACCCCCUCCAAGACCCUCCUCCAAACAGGAUCCACAAGGAAAUUCACAAGCAUCCUGGAACCGCUAUUCCACAUUACCUCAGCCAGCUCAGCCGGGAUUACAAACAGGAAGUACAACAGAUUUAAAGAUGGUUGUAAAUGUUGACCCGUACAAUAAUUUACCACAAGAUUCCAGGAGAAUUGUUGAUAAUGUUGUUGGAAUGGGCUUUUCGAAAGCUUGUGCCGCCCGGGCAGUAGAAAAACUUGGUGCAGAUGAGAAAGAGGUCAUUGAGUACCUUUGUGUGGUUGGAAAAUUUACGGACAAAGGACACGAAUUUCACAGAGUGGAAGAAGCUCUUCUUCUGUUCAAAAAUAACCAGGAAAAGAUUGAGAGGUUUCUAGCAUUGUUCAAGCAGUUCCAGGAGCUGGGAUUCCUUGAUGACAGAAUCAAAGAAGAACUUGUCAAGAAUGAUCUGGACAGUGAUAAGACCUUAGAUUCCCUCACAGCAUGAAUAUCAAAGAUAAAAGACCAAAAUUUGUAAACUACAAAGUCAGGCAUAUACUUAACUGGCAGUUAACAGUGGUCAGGGGCUAUACUUUAUGGCUAUUAAUGUCAUCAAGGGUUAUUCUUGGGACAGCAACAGGGUGUCUGAGUGCAAGCAUGUGACAUUGUAUGAAGCUAUCAACCACACAAAAUUUUGAUUAUAAUUAAAAUUAAAAAAAAAAUGAGAUGGAUCAGAUAAUAAUUACUGUAUUGUGAAACCAUUCCUGAAAGUUUCAUUUUUGUUUUUGUGAUAUGAAGAAAAUCACAUGUUUAGGUCAUGCACAAAAUUGUAAAUUAUAGUAUCAAUUUUUUACCCUCUUCCAAAAUCAAACCAUGAUCCGUUUUUUCCUCAUACACAAAAUUUAACUCAAGGAAAAUAAUUGAUUGUACAGUAUCACCAACUGACAAACCUUUCUUGCCGUUUUAAUUUAAUGUGGAUAAAAGUGCAAUGAUUUCAGUUAUUUCAAUUUGUUUUUAAUACAUGAUGUAUGGGGACUGGUACUCUCCCUUAGAUCACAUACGACAAGAUUUGACAUUACUGUGGAAUCAUCAUUGUUUGUGGGGGACUGAUGUUCUGGAUUUCAUGGGUCACCCUAACCACAGCUUCCUCAUUUGUAAUGGCCUUGACACUUUGAAAAUUUCUAAAAAUUACCAUUUUCUAGACUUCUCUUUUACGUUGCUUGUAGAUGAUACACUGAUUUUUUUGUGGUACCAGGUAUGUUUCUUGUUAUUGAUGUCUAACAGAUCAAGUUCAAGUUUCUUGUAGAUUAACUAAUUUUUAUAAAAAAUCUUGCCUUUAGAAACUUUGAAAAAUUCUAAAAUGUAACUGUUUUAAAAGGGUUUGGUUUUUUUUUUGCUAGGAUUGUUGAUAAUGAGGUGAUUUUUGGUGUGUUUCUUGAUGUUGAAGACUUUAAGAUUUGUGUUACUUGACUCAUUUUAUGAAAGUAUGGCCCUUGGAAUUUGAAAAUUUCUAACAGUUCAGUUUUCUGUACUUGUUUCCUGUGCUUGUAGAUAAAGAGAAUAUCUUUUGUUUGUCUUUUUAUAUUGAUAACUUUCAGAUCAUUGACAAAUGUAGUUCUUGUAGAUUGAAACUUUUAAAAAGAUAAUGAUCCUUGGCUUCUUAAAUUUUCUAGAUACACCUUUGUUUUGGGAUUUUUAGCGUGCUCUUCUUGUAAGAUUUCUCACUGCUGUAAGGUGUGAGGGCAUAGAGAACUGAUUCCCAAAAUAAAAAAGAUCAGUUCAAUAUAUAAUUUUGUGCCAUUUCCUUUCAUUGUUAUUUUCAUGCACUUGGAGUUCUGCAUAUUUCAAACUUGCAUGUGCACAUGGGUAAGGAGCAAUUGAGUCAGACUGACACAUCUAAUUUACUUUGUAACAUUUCAGUAUUUAUAUGAAGUCUAUUACUUUGAUCCAGGUAUAAUGUUGUUUAUGCUUAGAAAUUGAACAAUUUGAGGGAAUAAUUGUCUUAUCAACUUCAUAAGAAACAGAUGCAUAAGGAUCUUUAUCAACUUCAGCAACUCUUGUAGCAGUUUGGCUGCCUUAAAUGUGUUCACUGUGUAAUCAUUGAAAAUAACUUGUGCCAUUGUAACAAGGUUACAAGAUGUUGUACACGUAUUGCUUUGUUUGUAAUGAUUAAUGAUUUUCAGUUGCUCAACACUACUCAAUCGCAUAAUUUGCAAAUGUAGCAAGAUGUCAUGUUGUGGGAUUUUCUAUUUCUUAAACAGUUCCAGAGACAAUGUUGCAAGUAGUUUUAUCUAUAUACAUGUAACAUAGACAUUAUACUUAAGGAAGUGCUGUUAAAAUUUGUAUACGAAGAAAACUGACUUUGGCCUCAUUACACGAUUUUAUUAGAGUUGCUCAGCAUUAUUGUCUCAGUUUACAUACUUACAUUUAGCCUACCUGAUUCUUGAACUACACAAGUUCCAUAAGGAUUUAAACAUUUUUGAAAUGUUGCCUCCAAAAUACUGUUUGAAACUUAUGUUGAACAUAUAUUUCUCAAUUGAUUACAUUGCCCACACCUAUAAAAAAAUCUCCCAACUCAGUCUGCACAAGCAGAUACAUAGACGCAUGCACUAUUCUGGCUCUCAAGUUUUUCAUUGGUCUCAACCAGUCAAAACAGGCAGGUGGGAUUGUUAAAUUUAUUUAUUUGUUAGCUCUAAAUAAGAUUUGGAAGUGAUGAUACGUGUAUUUACCCGUGGUAGUGAAACUUUUUUGAAAAUUUUAAAAUCGAUUGGAGAGGACAUGAAUUUCAUUUUAAACACAAAUAGAACAAUGAAAUUUCAUUUGUAAACCAGAAGUAGGAAAAAGUGUUUUGUGUUUUAAUUGUACUUAUGGAACUAGUGCGACAUUGGACAAAUGUUAUUUGACAUGUUGUUUCUUUGACAACUAAUACAUGUGAACUGUUAUUAUACUUUAUCCAAAGCUCUGUGAUAAUCUUUUUUCCUCAGUCAAAAGGGAUGGGAGAGUCAUGUAUCUUAUUACAUGUCUAGUGGGGCUUUUUUAAUUUAAAUUCCCAUGUUUGUGUUCUGACAUAUCAUUGUGUUUAAUGAUGUACUACUUGUACAUUUGUAUUUGACAUUGUUCUGUUUUGAGGUAAGAAAAUUUUGUUCCUGGUGAUAUGCAUUGAAGCUAUUGUGUCCCUCUUUUUUUUCUUGCAAGAGCCUUUAGCCACUGUUCACAAUUGGCCUUAUUAAGCCCUGUUUAAUUCUAGAAAAAAUAUGUAUCAAGACUGGUAAAGAUCUUUUUUUGACUCUCCAUGUACGUCAAAAGGCCUGAUGCUCACUACAUACAUCCCAUCACCAGUAAUAAUAGAGGCAUGACAUUCAUGUUUACAACUACAUUCUACAUGUCCUAACAUAAAUUGCAUUAUUUUUCUUCUUUUUUUUUCAUUAAUUUUUUUUUUUGAAAACUCAAGAAUUUCAAUAUUAAACAUGAGAAUUCCCAUGUAGAAAGUUAAAAUCGUGGUUUAUUUCCUAAAAAAUUGUCAAACCUUUUCAAGGCUUCUAUUCCUUGUAUUUAAUAUUAUUAUGAUCACAAGUACUUGUGGACAGGACCCCCCCCCCCCCUUCGAUAUCCAACCCCCGGGCUUAUUGGACAUUUUUUUUCAAUUAUAUUUAUUACACUUAUUCAUUAUGUGUACAAUAUGAAAAAAUUGUCAAAACCCCAAAAUAAUUGCUCCACAGCCCUCUUGUAAUGUAUAGUGGGGUAUUUUUAUGGGAGCGAUUAUUUAUUAUCCAUGAAAAUAUAGAGGAAACUUUUUAAAUCCAAGUUAAGGUGAAUAUAACUCAAGUGAGCAGUAUGGCUCAUUGGUCAUGUUUCAUUAUCAUACAAACAACUAGUGGUUAAUUUUACUUUUUUCUAUCAAUUACGUACACAAUAGAUUUUGUAUGAAUGUGAAAAUGACUUUUAGUGUUUGUAGAGUGGAUUUGGCCUUGUCAUUUAAAUGCAAAUUGAAAAAUAUUGAUUAUAGUUGUAUAUCAGUAUUUAUAGUAAUUUAUGUAAUGUACAGAGUUUGCCCCCUUGAACUGUUAAUUGCUGUUGACAAUUUCCUGUACUCAUGUCUAUGAUGAAACUUAUUGUAUAUUGUGAUGUCAUAGUCAUUGGAAGAUCAUCCAAUCAUAAAGGUUCUAGUUGAUUUGUAUUGUUCAAAAAACUUGUUUUCACUGCUUUUUAAUCAGAUUUUGUAGUAUUAUCUGUAUUUACAUGUAAAUGCAACUUAUAUAUCAGCAUUGCAUAACUCUGAAUAUAAUUUUUCUGGGAGGUAGCUGUGCUGAAUUCAUAGACAUUGUUAUGUUUGGUUGCUCUUGUGUAAUGAAAAUUAAAAAAAAAAAAAAGGAAAAGUAAAAUAUA